AUGGCUACACAGCGUGAGAUAUUUUCCCUUGGGGCUUCCAUCGGUAACUUCUGGUUCAUGCAUUUUGGCCUUUUACAUCAUUCACAAUACCAGCAAUUGAUUCGACUGUUUACAUCGACACCAUUCAGUGGACCUUCUAACGAUCUUCGAAACGUUAUCGGAAUUAGUACCUGUAUUGACCAAGAUUUACAAGCUUUAUGUCGAGAUGGUGUGCAUCUAGCUACCUCUUACGGAGCAGAUGCCAUUCCAGAAUCUGAAGCUAUCGGCCACGUAUUAUUUGGAGAUCAAGACCGAGUUCUGCCUGAACAUCAAGUCGUUGGGAAUAUAUUGGAUCUUAUACCAUCUCUACCCAAGACUGCUGGUGCUUGA
Botrytis deweyae is the source of this 369-nucleotide messenger RNA. RefSeq lists its product as uncharacterized. The transcript has a single exon. The record is from RefSeq and is a predicted model, not a curated record. Bases 1 to 369 code for a protein of 122 amino acids. NCBI's taxonomy places the organism in Eukaryota, Fungi, Ascomycota, Leotiomycetes, Helotiales, Sclerotiniaceae.